Messenger RNA from Drosophila takahashii, 1689 nucleotides. RefSeq names its product Branched chain amino acid transaminase (gene Bcat). Gene Ontology annotation, molecular function: branched-chain-amino-acid:2-oxoglutarate transaminase activity. Lineage: Eukaryota; Metazoa; Arthropoda; Insecta; Diptera; Drosophilidae. The record is from RefSeq and is a predicted model, not a curated record. Gene Ontology annotation, biological process: L-leucine biosynthetic process; L-valine biosynthetic process. Gene Ontology annotation, cellular component: mitochondrion.
UCGUGCCGUCAAGAUCGAGCUAAAAAAUAAAAUAAAGAAACAAGCAAAGGGCCAACAGAAAAAGAAAGUAAAUCGAAAAUCGAAAUAAAACAGAACUGAAUGCUUUAUAAUUUUUUUACUGUGCAAAGUGCAGUUCCCUUCUCGUUGAAUAAAAACUAAGAAAUACAAAAUAUUUAUCGGUUCGCGCAAGUGCGGCAAAAGUGCAAGUGCAAGAGACGCUGAAAGAGCGAUUCAAAAACGCAGAGAGUCUAAAUAAAUCAAAAAUAUACGAAAAACAAAACGGGAAAGAAAGUUCCAACCUCAUAAGUCAACAAGAUGACGACCAAAAUGGCAAUCAACGCUAAGGAUAUUUUCCGCAACCAGCACCGCCUGAUCCGCUUCAUCGCCCAGUCGAUCCGUCUGUGCAGCAACCAAUCGCUGAAGGCCGCCCAGGCAGCCCAACUGCAGCAGCAGCAGAAGUCGUCGGCGGACUUCCAGAUCACCGCCUCGGUGGACGCCCAGUACACCAGUGCCCCGGAGCCCAUAAAGCAUGACCAGAAUGUGGGCCACCAGUUCCGGGCCUCCCAGCUGGCCGUUCGCCUGGCCGCCCCGGAGCAACUGCAGCCGAAGCCCGACAACGAUGAGGAACUGGGCUUCGGACGCCUCUUCACCGACCACAUGCUCAAGAUCUACUAUCACAAGAGCCUGGGCGGCUGGCAGCGACCGGAGAUCACGCCGCUGGAGAACCUGGUCAUGCACCCGGCCGCCAAGGUCCUGCACUACGCCGUUGAGCUCUUUGAGGGCAUGAAGGCGUAUCGCGGCGUCGACGGCAAGAUCCGCAUCUUCCGGCCGGACAUGAACAUGAACCGCAUGAACCUGGCCGCCCAGCGAUCCGGUCUGCCCACCUUCGAGGGCAAGGAGUUCGUCCAGUGUCUGUCCCGCCUGCUGUCCAUCGACUCCGAGUGGGUUCCGCACACGGACACCGCCAGCCUGUACAUCCGCCCCACACUGAUCGGCAUUGAUCCCACGCUGGGAGUGGCCUCCUCGGACUCGGCCCUGCUCUACACGAUCCUCAGCCCGGUGGGCAGCUACUUCAAGACGGGCUCCUCCGGCGCCGUCUCCCUCCUGGCCGAUCCCAGCUACGUGCGUGCCUGGCCAGGCGGCGUGGGCAACCGGAAGAUGGGCUCCAACUACGCACCCACCAUCAAUGUCCAGAAGGAGGCGGCGGCCAAGGGACUGCAGCAGGUGCUGUGGCUCUACGGCGAGGAUCACCAGCUCACCGAAGUGGGCACCAUGAACAUCUUCAUGUUCUACGUGAACGAGCAAGGCGAACAAGAACUGGUUACGCCGCCGCUGAGUGGCCUGAUACUGCCCGGCAUCACCCGCGACUCCAUUCUGCGCAUGACCCGCCAGUGGGGCAAGUUCAAGGUGAGCGAGGCGAACAUCACCAUGCCCAUGGUCUGCGAGCUCCUCAACCAGGGAAGGCUGCUGGAGCUCUUUGGAGCGGGAACGGCGUGCGUGGUCAGUCCGGUGAACAGGAUCAACUACCUGGGCCAGGAUCUGUACAUACCCACCAUGGAGCAGGAGAAGCCCAUGCACGAGCUGAUCCGCGAGACGCUCACCGACAUCCAGUACGGUCGGGUGGAUCACCCGUGGUCGGUGGUCAUUGACUAAGGAAUCGAACCCGGUCCAACCUACAUCUGUUAUCCC